Molecule: messenger RNA, 5598 nt
Organism: Orbicella faveolata
Lineage: Eukaryota; Metazoa; Cnidaria; Anthozoa; Scleractinia; Merulinidae
Biological process (GO): ERAD pathway; protein polyubiquitination; ubiquitin-dependent protein catabolic process
Cellular component (GO): cytoplasm; nucleus; ubiquitin ligase complex
Molecular function (GO): ubiquitin-ubiquitin ligase activity; calcium ion binding
Source: RefSeq, a predicted model, not a curated record
UGAACAUUCCUAUUGAGGUCUAUCGUAAUGAUGACUCAGUUAUUUUAUUCGUGCCCAAUGUCUGCGGCCAUAUUUUUCUCCAACAUCUAAGCCAUGGCAAGGAUCAAUAUUUUUUGGCUCGGAUUAUUCAUACAGUUGACGUUUUUUGCUCACACGAGUGAACAAUUUGAAGAUCCCUUACAGCAACACAUCUUUGAUAAUGAUGAUGAUAGCCAUGACGUGAAUGAUGCGGAGUUUGAAAAAAUCAUCUCGCAAUAUGAUAAGAAUGAAGAUGGAGAAUUAUCAGCUGAGGAAAUGGCAAAGUAUUUCCAAGAUACUAUGGCUGCAUUACAAGGAGAAAAGAGUGGAAACACACCACAAGAAAAGCCAGGAAAAGGUUCAACAAAGAAGAAAAGGACAGAGCAGAAAUCUUCUACAAGAUCACAGCCAUCAACUGCUAACGGUUUCAACUGGAAUGUUAAGCAAGUUGUUGGGGGAGUGGUUGGAGUCCUCUGUUUAAUUAUAGUAUUUGCUGCAGUAGUCCAACGGAAGAGUGGCACAAGCAACCAUGCAGGUGUUGAUUUCAAUGAUGUCCGAGCUGCAAGGUUAAGAAAACUGGCCACUGAGCAACACAACUUGAAUGCAGAGAAUGCAAUACCUCAGUGUAGAACUGAAGCAUCUCCAGUGAACAGGUCAGUGAUAAUUUCCAAUGACAAAGGCACUGCAAGAAGAAGAGUGAAUGACAAAAGUGAGGUCUCUAAAGUGAACACUGAUAAAACAGGAGGCUCAGAAACUAGCAAGAGACUGGACAAGUCAAGACUUGUAAGUCCAAGCAUCAAGCAUACAGAGGAUUGUCAACCACAGUUGUCUAAUUUAAAAGAGAGAUCACCUGUUACUGUUGAGAUGGCAACUGACACUGUUAAGGCUACUAUCUCCGAGAGGAGCCCAGUUGCCGCACCAGUUGAUGUAAAUGAUAUGAUUUGCGACCAAAAAAUGGUAGCUGAUAAUGUUGAUGUGAUAGAGUCAACAGAUGCUCAGAAGGAACUGUUCACAGUAUCACUUCGGAAGCCAGCAGUUGCAAAGCAGGAAAAGUUACAGGACCUUCCCUAUGAAGAAGUGGUAAAGAUGGUGUUGAUGCAGGUUUUGGAAUGCUCUAUUGAAAUUCAAGUUUCUGAGAAGAAGGGAGGUCUUCGACUACCAAAGGUUGGAAAUGAUAAAGGACAAGCAGUUUUACAAAUUGAGGCACCUGAAUUACCAGUCAACAGUGAGGACCUAAGCAAGAAACUGGAAAAACUCAUGGCUAAAAGGAUCUAUGGAGAAGUGGAUCCCUUGAAGUUUGCAAUUCUGUGCUUUGACCGGUGCUCCCAGCUGCCAGGAAAGAAGUUCAAUACAAUUCGAGAUGGAGGGAAGAUUUGGAAAGAAGUGACAUCAGCUGUAAUGGAGUCAUGUGUAACUACAGUUCUUAAGCAUCUUGUACAUGCUGCGGCAAGUCCCACUGGAGUUGAAGAUGACCUGUGGUCCGAUUUUGUCCAGUCUGGCCAGUCUGAAGGCCCAUCUCAGUUUUUUCUGGCAAGUGUGGGAGGCUGGUCAUGUGAUGGUGUGACAGUGAGUGGAGAUCUUCUUGCUAGACUGCUAGAAAAAGGCAAACAGGAUUCAGAAGUAAAAGACACUUUCGUUGAAAUGGUAACUAUUGGAGGAAGACAAGUUGUGCGAGUCAAGAGGUUAAACGAGAUUACACUGGAGUGCAAGUGUAUUUUCAGAGGGUUGGAAACCCUUCUUUCCCAGCCCACCAUGGCAGAAUUUCUGGCUGAAACCCUUGAACGAGAAUUGGACAGUGGAAUGAAAGAACUGGGUGUUUAUUUCCAAGACAAGUCAAUAUUCUCUUCAUUCCUGGUGACUUCUACAAUGGACUUAAAAAGAGACAAGAAGUCACGUGCUGUUGCUUGUUUUCUUGAGCUGCCUCACUUCCCUCAGCCAUUUCGGAGUGAUGCUGAUCAACUUCAGUCUCAAAUCAUGGAUGGCAUUCAUGGCUGUCAAAAUGUUGUUUACAAGGCGCUGGUAAAAGUGUUGAAAUCUAAUGCCAAAGACAGUGCACUAGCAUGGUUAGCCGGUGUUGUGUCUCUAAAUGACCUCAGGUUGUCAGCAAAUUUGCCCAGGGAUAAUUUUGGAGCAACAGUGGCCAGUGAUGGUUAUAUGGUAAAUCUGUGCACAGUAGCUCUACAGCUAUGUGAAUCAUUCCUACUGUCGAAAGGAAAAGAAAAGUACAAACAGAUAGAAGCGCGAUACUGCACGGCAAAAGGCUGUCGCUUGAGGUUUGAUAAUGAACGGACGCUGGGUGGCGGGCAUAUUGGGAUGGAGAACGAGGAGAAGACAGAUCUGCGUACGUUGUUGUUCCCAUCAGGAGAAUUAAAAGGUCAGUUCAAGCUGAUGACGGAAAUGUUUCACAUCACUCACAGCGCGCUGCACAUUGGACUCACUACAACAAUUCAACAUUAUAACAAUAUCUACAGGUAUUACGCGAGAAUGACUGAAAUGAAACAAGGUACUCCGGAAGAAGCGGAAGUUAGAAAGCAACUUUUGUUGUUUGUCCUUCAGUGGGACACCUGUCUGCAGGACUCGCACUUUAUGAGGCUGUGUUCCGAGUUUUACAUCACAAAUGCUGCUUGGCUUCUUCAUCUGUUAAACAGCUGUGCUUCUGAAAAUCAAGGGUUAUCUGAGAACGAAAUCCGUGCCAAACAGCGGGAAAUAUUCGCAAAUAUUCCUGAGUUCUACGUCAAAGACAUGUGUUCCUGGUUCAGUUUUGCCGCUUUACACAAGCCUUGUGCACUCAAGGGAUUGGAUAUCCGUGUUUUCGUUGAUUGUUGUUGUGCUCUAAUCGAACGCCGUGACCUGGUGCCUGGACCUGUGACGGCCACGAGAAUCAUAUCAGCGCUGUUGUCAUUUGCUGAAAUAUGCGUCAGAAAUAAAAGGAAAAACAAACUGUUGGAGACAACAACAUGGGGAACCGGCAUUGAAGGUGACCUGAUGGCCUGCGUAACUAUGUGUCCAGCGGUAAGAGAAAAACUCGGCCCAGCUCUCAUUCAUACAUACUCGUCGGUCGACAUUGUGGAGGGCCUGGACGUGGACAAAGAACAAUUUGACAAAUUUUCAGCCAGGUUCGAGAUUAUCAAGUUGUUGGAAGGCUUGUGGAAGAGACCGGACUGCCUGCCUUCAAUUCUGGGAGAAUGUGGAAGGGAGAGCUUUCAGUCAUUUUUAGGUUCUAUACUGGACACACUCCUUUACGUGCUCAAAGAUGGCUUGCUACGACUCACGAACGUGAAGAAAUUGCAGAGUGCCAAGCAGUCUGACGAUAAGUGGAAAGAACUGAGUAUAGAACAGCGCCAAGAAAAGGAACAGUUUUUGAUGGGUGAAGAACAGGCUGCUAAAUCUCUUAUGCAUAUGGCUAACGCGACGAUGGCACUUCUGGAGAAAAUCACAGAAGAAGACAAAGUGGCUCGUUGUUUCUCACGCUCUCCGCUGUCACUUAGGGCGGCAGCUGCGAUAAUCGGAUUUUUGGAUUCAUUGUGCGGCCGUAAAUCAAUGGAUUUGAAAGUCCAAAACAUGGAGAAGUAUUCCUUUGAUCCACGUGACCUGCUAGUUAAAAUUCUAACGGUGUUAGUCCGCAUGUCAAAUGCCAGUGAAGAGAGAGAGUUUGUGAAAUGCCUCGCCGCUAACCCAGACUACAGUAGACUCAGUGUGGAGCGAGCGUUGCGAGUUGUUCAGCGGGAAAACCUCGCUCCUGAUCACGUGGUUCGAGACUUGAGAAGCGUUAUGCAAGAGGUUAGCCUAAUACUAGCACGAGACGAAGACCACCCCUCCCUGGGUGAAGACGAAUCAAACGAAGACGAGACUGAGCCUCCCCCACUGGAGCGUGUGCCUGAGAAGGGUGGUGAAGGGGCUUCUAUAGCGGAACCGCAUGAUGCAAAGGAGGCAGAUCAAGUUUAUAUUGAAGCUCUUGAACUACUCAAGUUUGACACUGCGGAGCUUGUGGAAUAUCAUGCCUUUCGCUGCCGCGCCUGCCAGCCAAUGUGUCCCAGGUCCGGUAAAGUCAAGGCUCUUAUGCGAGAAGCAGCCCAACUUAAAAGUAAUCUUCCGAUUCAUCCAAAUGCUUCCAUCCUCGUUCGUCAGGAUGAAAACCGUAUGGACUUUGUCCGUGCGCUUAUUACCGGCACGGUCGAUACGCCGUACAGUCGGGGCUGCUUCGUGUUCGAUGUGUACUUUCCGUCCUCGUAUCCUGUUGAUCCACCAAUGGUGAAAAUUAUCACCACCGGUAAUGGCACUGUGAGGUUCAACCCGAAUCUUUAUGCAGACGGAAAGGUUUGCUUGAGUUUGCUGGGGACCUUCCACGGUAGAGAAGCUAGUGAAAAAUGGGAUCCGAAGAAGUCUUCGCUUUACCAGGUUUUGUUGUCCAUUCAAGGCAUGAUGUUCACUCCGGAUCCUUGUUUUAACGAGCCUGGUUACGAGGGUAUUAAAGGAACAGACGAAGGAGAUACUCUGUGCAAGGAAUACAACGCAACAAUCAAACUGCAUACGAUACGUCACGCCAUGGUUGGACAGCUACGCGAACCAACACCGGGGUUUGAAGAAGCAAUCCGAGCUCAUUUCCGUCUUCAAAGGGAGGCUGUUUUAAAACAGUGUGCUGAGUGGCUCACAGAGUGCGCAGACGCAGAAGAGGAAAGACGCAUGCGUAAAGCUGUCGAUACCCUGAAAAGUGAACUCGACAAAUUGUAGAGAAGAGAAGAAAUGCUAUGAAAUUCAAAGGCGCGUCAUGUGAUUUUUGGGCUUUCCAAGGUCGAUAAACAUCACGGUAAAUAAUAUUGUUCCAGUUUUGGGGUAGAAACUGCCAUCCAAAACUGUUCCGACUUUCGUAACGGUGCUGUUUGGUCUACUCCAUUGGUAUUUACAUUGACUGACUUCCUUGGUUAUUAUUUAUGCAAAUACCGCAGGAAUUUGAAAACGGAGGUUUCACUCUGAAAACGCACCGAAUGUUUCCCGUCCAUUCUACGCUAGAGGAAUUUAAAAACGAAGCAGUCGUCGAUAAUUUUGGAUUUGUGACGUUCUCGAAAAGCUCCGUUUAGAAAAUGUCUUCCGCCCACACGAAAACGAAAAGCCGGCGUUUUCAGUUUCCUCUAGUUUGAAGAGCGUUUUUAAAAAGCUCCGUUUUCGUGACAGAUUUGUGUGGACGGUAGGUCUAAACGUAGAAAUAAAGCUGCGUUUUCAAAUUAGUAGUGCGGACUGGGCCUUAGUCUCCACUCUGGUGACCGGCCAGUAAAUGGUAAACCGACAAUCAUUCUGGUCGGGGGUAGGGGUGGGGUAGCAUUGAUCCCACUCACUUCAAUAAUGCUAUGGAAACAAACUAAGCGCCUACUAAUUUACAUUUUCUUUUUUGAAAUCUGUUUCACUAGAAAUACUAACGAGGCUUAUGGUGGUGUAAAUAUUUUAACUCAGAUACAGUUUGUUUUGAAAUACGUUUUGCUGCUUAAAAAGCACCAUUGGGAUGAGAUGAUUACUAUGUUUAGGCAGAUGUUAAUGUUUGUAAAAAAAGGCCAGUAAUCUUGAAUAAAAUUUGGUUUGGUGGAA